CCUGCGCGCUGGGUAGGGGGGACCCUGUCAGGGCAAUGGCCGUCGCCAGGGCCGCCAUUUUCUGCCUGACCGGGCGGCUCCGGGCGUCUUCCUCCUCCUCCUCCUCCUCCUCUUCUUCUUCGUCCUCCUGCCGGCGCCGGCUGGUCCUGCCCGGCCGGGCCGCCUUCCCGGGGGCGAGGAGGCCGCUCAGCGCCUCGGCCCGGGCCUGCUCAGAAGACAAAAUAACCAUCCACUUUAUAAACCGUGAUGGCGACAAAUUAACAACUAAAGGCGAAGUUGGUGAUACCUUGCUAGACGUCGUCGUCAAUAAUAACCUAGACAUUGAUGGAUUUGGUGCCUGCGAAGGUACUCUGGCUUGCUCGACCUGUCACCUGAUCUUCGAGAACCGCGUGUACGAGAAGUUAGACGCGAUCACCGACGAGGAGAACGACAUGCUCGAUCUGGCCUACGGGCUGACGGACACAUCCCGUCUGGGCUGCCAAAUCUGCUUGACCAGAGCCAUGAACGAUAUGACCGUCCGAGUCCCCGAAGUGGUGGCUGACGCCAGGCAGACCGUAGAUUUGGGCAAAAACUCAUAGAACGCGGUCCCUGGGGAUGAUUCCCUCAGAUUUUGACCAAGCGUUUCUGUAACGUGAUGGGACCUUGGAAGAUUAAGUUCGUGUGGUUAAUACGCGCUGGUAUUGAUUUUAAAUGCUUGCCGUCUUGAUUCGCCUUGAUCGAUCAACGAUACUUUACGAUCCCGAAAAAUUAGGCACUGUUAUAUUUUUGCAUUUUUCCGCUUUAAAAAUUUUAAAAGUUUCGAGAGUUUAAACGGGUUACUAGACAGAACGUCGUCAUGCGCCGCUAGUCGUAUUUGAAAUGUUUGCCGGGAUCGAACAGGCUGUUUCAUUCA
Ornithorhynchus anatinus (platypus) is the source of this 892-nucleotide messenger RNA. It is a transcript of the gene FDX1, whose product is annotated as ferredoxin 1. Gene Ontology annotation, molecular function: 2 iron, 2 sulfur cluster binding. NCBI's taxonomy places the organism in Eukaryota, Metazoa, Chordata, Mammalia, Monotremata, Ornithorhynchidae. Gene Ontology annotation, biological process: positive regulation of oxidoreductase activity; P450-containing electron transport chain. The coding region runs from base 36 to 578 and encodes 180 amino acids. The record is from RefSeq and is a predicted model, not a curated record. Gene Ontology annotation, cellular component: mitochondrion. The transcript is spliced from 4 exons.